Molecule: messenger RNA, 4592 nt
Organism: Oncorhynchus gorbuscha (pink salmon)
Lineage: Eukaryota; Metazoa; Chordata; Actinopteri; Salmoniformes; Salmonidae
Product: low-density lipoprotein receptor-related protein 2-like
Exons: 23
Coding region: 84-4592 (1502 amino acids)
Molecular function (GO): protein binding; calcium ion binding
Source: RefSeq, a predicted model, not a curated record
UCAAUUAGUAUCACCUGGCAUCCUUAUAAAAAUCCUUGACCUGAACAUUAUUGCAUUAUUUGGUCAUCUUGCAUUCAUCAGGCAUGGCUUUCUAUCUGCUUCUGAGUAUAUCAAUUUUGGAAAUCUCAGUUUUGAGUGUCGCUGUGCGGACUCCAUUGAAAUGCAACCUGGGCACCAAACCUUGCAAGGAUGGAUCUGAGUGUAUUCUCUACCAGCAUGUGUGUGACGGCGAAGUUGACUGUAGGGAUGGCUCUGAUGAGGAGGACUGCACUGUCACAUGCACUAAAGGCCAGUUUCUGUGUGCCCAUGGGAAGAAGUGCAUUGACCAGAGGCAGGUGUGUGACGGGGUGGCCCAGUGUCAGGACCGUUCUGAUGAGGUGGACUGCCUAGAGCAUAUGGAGGGCUGUGCUCACCACUGUGACAAAAUCCGCUGCCUCCCUGACACCUUCCUUUGUGAUGGAGAGAAGGACUGCCUGGAUGGCACUGAUGAGGCAGACUGUGAUUCAGACUCCGAUGGUCACAAAAAUCAUCAUGAUGAAGUUUCUGAAAAUGACUCGCGCAACUACAAAGGGAUUACCACCAUGUCUGCACCAGCACCCCUCCAAUGUCCCUUUGGCAUGAAACCAUGUCAGGACAAGACUGCGUGUGUUCUUUACAGCCAUGUGUGUGACGGAGAUGCAGAUUGUAAAGAUGGCUCAGAUGAGGAGACAUGUUCAUUAGAAUGUGACAAUGGCCAGUUUCAGUGUGCCCAUGGGAAGAAGUGCAUUGACCAGAGGCAGGUGUGUGACGGGGUGGCCCAGUGUCAGGACCGCUCUGAUGAGACUCACUGCCUGAAGCCCAUGGAAGGCUGUGCUCACCACUGUGACAAGACCCGCUGCCUCCCUGAUACCUUCCUCUGUGAUGGAGAGAGGGACUGCCUGGACGGCACCGACGAGGCCAACUGUGAUUCAGACUCUACUGAUGAUCAUAAAAAUCAUCGCUAUUUUGUUGCUGAAGAUUAUGACGGCACCAACGACGGGAAUUCCACCUCAAUGUCUGUACCAGCACCCCUCAAGUGUACUUUUGGCACUAAACCAUGCAAGAACAAUAUUGAGUGUGUGCUUUACAGCCAUGUGUGUGAUGGAGAGGCAGAUUGUAAAGAUGGCUCCGAUGAGGAAGAGUGUUCAUUAGAAUGUGGAAGUGGCCAGUUUCAGUGUGCCCAUGGGAAGAAGUGCAUUGACCAGAGGCAGGUGUGUGACGGGGUGGCCCAGUGUCAGGACCGCUCUGAUGAGACUCACUGCCUGAAGCCCAUGGAAGGCUGUGGUCACCACUGUGACAAGACCCGCUGCCUCCCUGAUACCUUCCUCUGUGAUGGCGAGAGGGACUGCCUGGAUGGCACCGACGAGACCAACUGUGCUGAUGAGAGCUGCAGCAGUGGGGAGUUCCGUUGCACCAGUGGUCAGUGUGUAUCUAUAAGCAUGCGCUGCGACGGGCAUCCUGACUGUUGGGACCACUCUGACGAGGAGAGCUGCCACAAGCCCCCCCAGUGCACCACCAACCGCCGCUGCCCACAAAGCCAGGAGUGUCUGCUGGAGGAGUGGGUCUGUGAUGGGGAGCAGGACUGUAAAGAUGGCUCUGAUGAAGAGAAUUGCGAGAUGGUUCAAUUGAAGUGUGGCGCGUUCCAGUGGGCCUGUACAUCAAAGAGCCAAUGUGUUCCCAAAGCAUGGAGAUGUGAUGGAACAAAGGACUGUGCUGAUGAAAGUGACGAGGCAGGAUGUGCGUGGCCAGGGGCAACAUGCCCCUCUCACCAGUUCCAGUGUGCUAAUACAUCAGAGUGUUUGGACAUGGCCCUGGUGUGUGACUCAGUCAGAAAUUGUGCUGAUGGUUCUGAUGAGGGUGGCGACUGCAAAACCACGUGUCCAGACAAAGCCAUAUGUGUCCAAAACUGCGACAGCACACCACAGGGAACAAGGUGUGGGUGUAAGGCUGGUUACCAGCUUGACGAGGAUGCAGUGUCCUGUGGUGAUAUUGAUGAGUGUGUAGGUGGUAGACAAGGUGUUUGCAGCCACUCAUGCGUAAACACUCAGGGCUCUUUCCACUGUCACUGCAACCCUGGUUACCUGUUGGAAUCUGAUGGCCGCCACUGCAAGAUCAUGGGUGAGCCUUAUCUUCUGGCCUCUGUGCAGACAGACCUGUUCCUUGUUGGGCUGAGAAGCAGUAGUCUGGAUGUCCUGGUGUCCUCUGCUAAGAAAGCCAUCCUGUCUGUGGACUAUGACUGGAAGGAUCAGAGGGUGUUCUGGGUCAGCCUGGAUUCAGAGAGCAUAAAGUGGUCCUCUCUAGACCAAAAAAAACAAGGAACUCUUUUCAAAGGCAUCAAAUCUGACUGCAUUGCUGUUGACUGGGUAGGGAGAAACCUGUACUGGAUUGAUGGUAUUGGAGGUGGUCGGAUUAUUGCUAUUGGAUUAAACUCUACCAUUACAAGCGCUCUGGAUCUCACUGUCAUUCUUGAAAAGGAAUUUGAACAACUUCUCUCUCUGGCACUCCUGCCACAGAAGGGGCUCCUGUUCUGGUCGGAGAUGAGUAACGAGGCAAAGAUUGAGCGGGCCGGAAUGGAUGGGUCUGAGAGGAGAGUGGUGGUCAGUCACAGCCUUGGCUGGCCAGGCAGUCUGGCUGUGGACCCAAUAGGGGAGCGGCUCUACUGGACGGACAAGAAGCUUGGGUGCAUUGGCUCAGCCACUCUGAAUGGCGGGGACGUCAAGAUUCUGCAGUUGCCGGAGACCACCAACCCGUUCUCGGUCACAGUUUUCAAUGACCUGCUCUACUGGUCAGACUCCAAGAGGGGAACUAUUCAAGGGGCUAAUAAAAUCACUGGAAAGAACUGCAAAGUUCUACUCAAACGACCUGCACAAACCUUUGGACUCAAAGUCAUUCAUCCACUGCUGCAAACAAGCACUGAUAGUCCCUGUGAGAAACUUCAUUGCUCUCACCUGUGUGUAUUGGCCCCUGGCCCCAAAGGGGUCUGCAAGUGUCCCUCUGGUCUGCUCCUAGCAGAGGAUGGCCUCAACUGCUCCAACCUGGUCAACUCUGCCUUCCUCUUGGUGUUGUCUCCAACAGUUGUCACACAGAUCUACCUGCAGACCAUGCUCAGUUCUGUGGGCCUGAAGACCUGGCCUGAGCACCUCUCUCUACCUCUCGCCAAUGUCAAUGAGGCAGCUAUUUUGGAUUACACCCUACGAGACAAGAUGUUGUACCUGGCUGACUCCGGCCAGUCCUCUGUAGGCCUCUUCAAGCUGAAGGAGACCAGCUUGGUGCCUCGCGGCCAGUUCCUGCAACUUGAAGGGGACACUGUCACAGCCCUGGCUCUGGACUGGAUAACCCUCAACGUGUACUGGAGUAGCACCAAACAGUCACGCCUGCAGGUCACCUCUUCCAAUGGGGAACACACUGCUGUGUUAAUUGAUGACAUUGGAAGUCUGGAGUCUAUAGCUCUUCACCCACUUAGUGGAAGACUCUGUUUUGCCAAGAAGGGGGAAGGUGCUCAUGUGGAGUGUGCUCACAUGGACGGGGGGAAGCGAGUGCAGGUUUGGAAGGAUGCUGUGCAACCCACCUCCCUGACUUUCUCCAAUGAUGGCGGGGAGAUUUACUGGGCUGACAUCGGCGCUGGGGUGAUCAGCUCUGUCAGAGUUGAUGGUUCUGGAUACAUUGAGUUUACAACUGGGGAUGGCCUGAUUGCAUUUGCGCUCAGCAACAGCAUGCUCAUCUGGGUGACAGACCGUGACACAACCCAAGUUUGGUAUAGAGAUGACCAACUGAUCAAGACACUUUGGUUUGAGGUCAACACUGAAGUUGUCAGUUUGAAGGCCUACAGCAAGUCCAGCCAGAUGGGCUUCAACUUCUGCUCUGAUGGGAAUGGAGACUGCAGUCACUUCUGUCUGGCUGUCCCUGGUGGUAGGACAUGUAGGUGUGCCCAUGGCCAUCGACCAGUCAAUGCCACACACUGCGCCCUAGACCAGCACUGCCCAGCUGGUAGUAGACCCUGUCUGGAUGGGCGCACAUGCCUCCCCCUAGAGAAGUUCUGUGAUGGGCAUCCUGACUGCCUUGACACCUCGGAUGAGAAUUGUGUCCAUCUCAAAGGGCAGUCUGAAGUCCAGUCCAAAGCUCCAACCCUGCCUCCAAGCCCCAGCAUUCCCACAUCUGCAGAUCUUGGCUCUACCACCUCUCUGGACAACAGUGGGCUGGUGAGAAACCUGGAUGUCAAGCAGCAGUGUAGUGAGAAGCACUGUAAUGGGAAUGGGGAGUGUGUGGAGACCAAUGGGGGCACCUCCUGUGCCUGUGGUAAAGGCUACAGUGGAGACUCCUGCCAAGACCAGCUCGCCAACACCAUGCAAGGCCCACUAAUCUAUGGGGCCGUUGGCCUCUGUGCUGCGAUUGUAGUUAUCAGUGUCCUCGUUGCCGUGGUCAGGAGCAAGACUGCAAACGCAAGGUACCGAUCCAGUCCUGUGGUAAAGCAGACCAGUAUGACUGACUUGGCGAAACAUGGAGAUUCUCCCUCUACACAACAUUCACCUGACGACACUAACUUUUCAGAGGAAGUGGCAUCAUCUGUGGCGUAA